AUGUUUAUAUGUUGUAAAAGUAACAAGAAACCAAAACCUGCACAAAUUUAAACACAAACUCCUUCAUAAACUCAACCAAAAUAAACUAAAUAUUAAAUUAGAACAUCAAAUGAUUAAGAUCAACAUUCCACUAAUCUAACUAACAUAGAAGGAACUAAUGAUAAAACCAAUCUUAGUUCGUAAGAAUACGAUAAGUUUAUUUUAAACGACAAUAAAACCCUAGAACAAGAACGCGAUUUAGUCAUUAAAUUAAUUGAAUUUCCUGAUAAGACUCAUCUCAUUGAAUUUAACUGGGCUUUUGUAUAUACCAACUACAUCAAAGAUGCAGGAUUACAUCCUGGAGAAAUUAAAAACUAAACUCUAUAUGAAAAAAUUAAAAAUAAAGUAGAACUACAAAUAAAUAAAGAUUAUGUAUUGGUAAACGAUUAAGUUUGGAAUCUGUUGGUAAAUAUUUAUAAAGGUGGACCUAUGCUAACUAUAAAUGAUUUAGAUAGAAAAAGUGAAAUCAAUAUCUUAGACAAAUCUUUAAAAGUUUUCGCUUCACCUUCUAUGAAUGAUCUUGACAAAAAAUAAGUCAAAAUUAGAAACAUUAAACUCAUGCCAAUCAAAGAACUUUAAAUAGUUGGGUUAGAGAAUGAAAUCUACUUUUGUUAUCUGAAUAGUGUUUUAUAAUGUCUGAUGGGCAUUCCUCAAUUAAAUUAUCAUUUUCUACAUUCAUAUCAGUCUGAGUGUCAGCUCUUUAGUUAUGCUUAUGCGCUUUUGUUAAGAAAAGCAUCAAAAGUACAUUACAAAUCUCGUAUUGUGGCUAAAGAACUAAUUAAGGUACUUCAAAAACAUUUCUCAAUCUAUGAAAUGCAUGAUAGUUCAGAAUUAUUACUCUUUAUUUUGGAUAAAUUCAAAGAAGAAAUCUUAAAAAAUAAUUCUCCCUAACUUAAUACACCUUCAUAAGACUAAUUUAAAUAAUAUAUCACAUUCAUUGAUGAAUUAUUUCAUGGUUAACUUAAUUCAUUUAUUAAAUGUCCUAAAUGCGAUAAAACUAGUUAACAUCAGGAUCCAUUUUAUGAUUUAAGUUUACCUCUAGUGAAUAAGAAUUUUAUGUAGCGUAAACUUACCAUAUAAGAAUGCUUAAGUAACUAUUUCAAAGAAGAAAUGAUUGAAGGAGGAUGGACUUGCUCCUUUUGCAACUAGAAGUUUAAAAGCAUCAAACGACGUGUUAAAAUUACAUUUGCACCCAAUAUUCUAGUUUUGUAAUUAAAGCGCUUCCAAAGUUUCCCAUAAUAGAAAAAAAUAAAAGAACCAGUUAUUGCUGACAUGGAAUUAAAUAUUAAAAAGUAUAAUAAUAAAUUAUAGAUUUAGUUUUUGUGCACCAGAGAUUAUUGAAACUAAAUAUGAAUUGCAAGCUAUGAUUGUUCAUUCAGGAACUAUCGAUUAAGGCCAUUAUGUGGCUGUAGUCAAGCGCAAUCAGAAUGUAUGUUUAUCUUAAUGAAUUGUGAAGUUUUAUCUCUUUAAUGAUGAUGAAAUUGAGCGUCUCUCCCUCAACCAAAUCAAUAAAAUUGAAUCAGCU
Paramecium sonneborni is the source of this 1564-nucleotide messenger RNA. NCBI's taxonomy places the organism in Eukaryota, Ciliophora, Oligohymenophorea, Peniculida, Parameciidae. The record is from the annotation of a GenBank genome assembly.